Messenger RNA from Parastagonospora nodorum SN15, 1437 nucleotides. RefSeq lists its product as hypothetical. The record is from RefSeq and is a predicted model, not a curated record. Gene Ontology annotation, cellular component: cytoplasm; fungal-type cell wall. The transcript is spliced from 3 exons. The coding region runs from base 1 to 1437 and encodes 478 amino acids. Gene Ontology annotation, molecular function: 1,3-beta-glucanosyltransferase activity. Gene Ontology annotation, biological process: fungal-type cell wall (1->3)-beta-D-glucan biosynthetic process. NCBI's taxonomy places the organism in Eukaryota, Fungi, Ascomycota, Dothideomycetes, Pleosporales, Phaeosphaeriaceae.
AUGAUCUCGCCCAUUCGCUCGUUUGCGCUCGUGCAUGCGCUCUUUACGGCUAUCGCGCAAGCUGUCCAUCCUGUCGAAGUCCGCGGCCAGGAUUUUGUCGACACGGUCACCAACAAGCGGUUGAUGAUCGUUGGUGUCGAUUAUCAGCCCGGAGGCCAAGCUGGGUACAAGCCGAGUGAGGGCAAAGAUGUACUCUCAGACGCCGAUGUCUGCUUGCGUGAUGCUGUCCUAAUCCAGAAACUCGGUGUUCAGGUCAACACUAUUCGCGUCUACAAUAUCGACCCCGAACUGGACCAUUCCCAGUGCGCCUCCAUCUUCAACGCCGCUGGAAUCUACAUGAUGCUCGACGUCAACUCUCCGCUGCAGGGCGAGAGCAUCAACCGUGCAGAGCCAUGGACUUCCUACAACACCGAUUACCUCACACGAGUUUUCGGCAUUGUCGAGAACUUCAAGAACUUCCCCAACACACUCGGCUUCUUUGCUGCGAACGAGGUCAUGAACGACUUGAACACUGCAAAGUACAACCCGCAGUACAUUCGUGCUGUUCAGCGCGAUCUCAAGAACUAUAUCAAGAAGCACGCCUCCCGCAAGAUUCCUGUCGGAUACUCGGCCGCCGACGUUCGAGAGAUCCUGCAGGAUACUUGGGCGUAUAUGCAAUGCGAUCACAACGACGACGCCUCGUCCUCCGACUUUUUCGGUCUCAACUCGUACUCCUGGUGUGGCGGUGACGCCACGCUCCAGUCGUCAGGAUACCAAGAUCUGGCUAAUAUGUUUAACCAGUCUGCCAUACCUGUCUUCUAUAGCGAGUAUGGCUGCAACAAGGUACAGCCCCGUGUCUUCACUGAAGUCCCGGCCCUCUAUGGCACCGAGAUGACAGCACUUAGCGGUGGUCUCGUCUACGAAUACAGCCAAGAAGAACAAGACUACGGUCUGGUGCAGGUCAACUCCAACGGCUCGGUCACGCUCCGCACUGACUACGACAACCUCCAGGGACAGUACAACAAGCUCGACACGGGUCUCCUUGAGUCGACAAACCCAUCCAGCACUAGCAUCAAGGCGCCCGCGUGCGCGUCAGGCCUCAUAUCGGCGGAGCAAUUUAGCAAAAACUUCACGAUCCCGGCAGUAUGCCCCAACUGCCAGAGUCUGAUUGACAAUGGCAUCAGUAACCCCAAGAACGGCAAACUAGUGGACGUAUCCGCUACCAAGCCUAAGCAACAGAUCUACGGCAGUAACGGCGCAUUGAUCCAGGGCCUCUCUCUGAACAAGAUCAGCAACGACGGGGUUAAUGCCCCCGGUCAGCAGUCGACUACUCCAAGCAGCGCUUCCGGCAGUGGAGGCCCUGCCCAGCCAACCGAGUCCAAGAAGGGUGCGGCUCCCAAGCAAGCUGCUGGCGCCCUGGCAUGCAUCGCGGUCCUUGUCUCGGCCCUGCUCAUCUAA